Molecule: messenger RNA, 1513 nt
Organism: Exophiala mesophila
Lineage: Eukaryota; Fungi; Ascomycota; Eurotiomycetes; Chaetothyriales; Herpotrichiellaceae
Exons: 2
Coding region: 1-1479 (492 amino acids)
Molecular function (GO): succinate-semialdehyde dehydrogenase (NAD+) activity
Source: RefSeq, a predicted model, not a curated record
AUGGGCAAAACACUCCAGGACAUCCAACGCAAGGACUUGCUGCAGUCCCAAGGCUUCAUCGAUGAUGAGUGGGUGGGUGCCUCUUCGGGGGCGACCUUUUCUGUCUACGAUCCAGCAACAUUGGAUAAAAUAGCUACCAUCCCCGAGAUGAAUGCAGUUGACGUGGACAAGGCCGUCACUGCAGCCCAUCGAGCUUUCCAAUCUUACAAGAAGACCAGCGCACGCCAGCGAGCUCGAUGGCUUCGGAAAUGGAGCGAUCUCUGCUUAGAAAAUGCUGACGACUUGGCCCUAAUCCUAACCUUGGAGAAUGGCAAGACCCUUGCCGAAGCAAAGGGCGAAGUCAUCUAUGCUGCAUCCUUUCUCGAAUGGUUUGCUGGCGAAGCGGAAAGAGUCCACGGCCAAGUCGUCCCGCCCGCCAAUCUAAAUCAACGUAUUCUGACCUUCAAGCAACCCAUUGGUGUGGCGGCAUGUCUCACACCCUGGAAUUUCCCCAUCGCCAUGAUCACACGAAAGGUCGGUGCCGCCCUGGCAGCUGGCUGUACAACUGUCUGGAAACCUGCUGGCGAAACUCCACUGAGCGCACUUGCCCAGGCCGUACUCGCACACGAGGCCGGCUUCCCUAAAGGCUCUAUCAACGUGAUCACGACCCUCAAUACAGUAGCCGAGGUCGGCGAGGCUCUUUGUAAGAAUGACCUCGUGCGCAAGGUGAGCUUUACAGGAAGCACCAGGGUGGGAAAACUGCUCGCCAGCCAGUGUAGUGCUACCCUGAAAAAGCUGUCCUUGGAGCUUGGAGGAAACUCUCCGUUCAUCGUCUUCGACGAUGCCAACCUCGAGACCGCGGUCGAAGCGUGCAUCAACGCCAAGUUCAGGAACUCUGGUCAGACUUGCGUUACCGCAAAUCGCAUCUUUGUCCAAAAGGGCGUGUACCAUGAAUUCGCCGACAAGCUUAGCAAGAAGAUCCAAGCACUCAAAAUUGGGCCAGGGACGGAGGAAGGCGUCAAUGUCGGUCCAUUGACACACGACAGAGCUGUUGAAAAGGCCUUGAACCACAUUAAUGACGCAAAGAAACACGGCGGCCAGAUCGUGCUCGGAGGCUCCUCCGUGCCAGACCUAAAGGGAUACUUCCUUCAGCCAACUCUGAUCAAGAAUAUGAACCGGCAGAUGCUAACAACACGUGAGGAAACCUUUGCUCCCGUUGUGGGCUUAUACGAAUUUGCGACUGAGGACGAAGUCCUGGAACUCGCCAAUGACUGUGACGUCGGUCUCGGAAGUUUCAUCAUAACCGAGAGUAUGGCUCGAGCCUGGAGGGUCACCGAGGGCUUGGAGGUGGGUAUGGUGGGCGUCAACCUGGGCAUGUUGAGCGCCUCCGAAAGUCCCUUUGGAGGUGUCAAGCAUAGCGGCUAUGGUCGAGAAGGUGGAACUCAAGGUAUCGAGGAGUACUUGCAUAUCAAGUCCAUGUUGAUCAAUGUAGCCAACUGACCAAACGCCUGAUCGUUCAUGGUUCAGAGCUGCC